Molecule: messenger RNA, 423 nt
Organism: Ylistrum balloti
Lineage: Eukaryota; Metazoa; Mollusca; Bivalvia; Pectinida; Pectinidae
Exons: 5
Coding region: 1-423 (140 amino acids)
Source: RefSeq, a predicted model, not a curated record
AUGAGGCGGCCCGGACGUCGAAGAGAACUCUUGGACCAUGAGGCGGACCAGGCGUCGAAGAGAACCCCCGGACAGGAACUACACAUUAGAUUAUGUUUCAGGUCUUUGAAGCAGGAGACACUGGCCCUACCACACCACACACGUGUAUCAGCCACACAGAGGCGAGCGAUAUCCGACACCACAUAUCUACGUCUGGUGGAAGCACUGUGUUCAGAUGACGACGGACUCAUCAGGAAAAGCUGUUUACAAAAUGUAUCAAAAGGAACCUUUAUAGACGAUAUCUUUUCAAGAUUAUUUGACCAAGGAUACGGUGGGAAAAACAACAGAGGUGGAAGGCGUGAUGUUGAGGAUAUCGGCCGAGCGGAAACGCUCUCCAUGAAGCGGGGACGUGAGAGGACGUCAGGUUUCUAUAGCAACUGGUGA